AUGGAUGAGGAAUACGACGUUAUCGUUCUCGGCACCGGCUUGACCGAAUGUAUCCUCUCCGGAUUGCUCUCGGUAGAUGGCAAGAAGGUGCUUCAUAUGGACCGCAACGACUAUUACGGUGCAGAGUCUGCCUCGCUCAAUCUGACCCAGCUCUAUAGCAAGUUCCGCGAGGUGGCUCCCCCCGCGGAGCUAGGACGCGACAGAGACUAUGCAGUUGACCUCAUCCCCAAAUUCAUCAUCGCAUCCGGUGAACUCACCCACAUGCUUGUACACACGGACGUUACCCGUUACCUCGAGUUCAAGCAGAUCGCAGGGUCCUUUGUCUAUCGCGACGGCAAGAUCUCCAAGGUCCCUUCCACCGAACUCGAAGCCGUCAAGUCCCCGCUUAUGGGUCUCUUUGAAAAACGCCGCGCCAAAAAGUUCUUUGAGUUUAUUCAGAGCUGGAAAGAUAAAGACCCAGCUACUCAUCAAGGGCUCGACUUGGACAAGGACUCGAUGAAGAAGGUCUAUGAGCAUUUUGGACUUGAGCCUGGUACGCAGGACUUUAUCGGACACGCUAUGGCCCUGUACCUUGACGACGACUAUAUCCAGAAGCCCGCUCGCGAAGCCAUUAACCGUAUUGUCCUUUAUACCCAGUCCAUGGCUCGCUAUGGGAAAUCGCCAUACAUCUACCCUCUCUAUGGUCUUGGAGAACUUCCUCAGGCAUUCGCUCGCUUGUCCGCCAUUUAUGGAGGAACAUACAUGCUCGAUAAGAAGGUCGAUGAAAUUGUUGUCGGAGCAGAUGGCAAGUUUAUUGGCGUCAGGUCAGGAGAAGAAACUGUCAAGGCCAAGCAAGUCAUCGGCGAUCCUUCUUAUUUCAGGUCCGAAGGGGAAGGCAAGGUUCGCGUGUUGGAAGGCCAAAAGGUCGUCCGUGCUAUUUGCUUCCUCAAGCAUCCUAUCCCGGGCACCGACGACGCCGACUCGGUCCAGAUUAUCAUUCCCCAGAACCAGGUCAAGCGCAGGAAUGAUAUCUACAUUGCGAUGGUCUCUUCGACACACAACGUUUGCGCUAAGGACGUCUAUGUCGCGAUCGUGAGCACAAUCGUCGAGACUGACCGUCCGGAGCAAGAAAUUCAACCCGGUCUAUCUCUCCUUGGGCCGAUUCACGAGAAGUUUAUCUCGGUCACUCAGCUCUACGAGCCCACUUCCUCGGGUACAGAAGAUAAUAUCUUCAUCACCCGUUCCUACGACGCUACGUCUCACUUUGAGACUGUCGUUACUGACGUACACGAUGUCUGGAAGCGUGCAACCGGCAAGGACUUGGUUAUCCAGAAGCGUGAACUGCAAGCUGCCGAGUAA
Rhizoctonia solani is the source of this 1338-nucleotide messenger RNA. RefSeq names its product Rab proteins geranylgeranyltransferase component A. The transcript is spliced from 8 exons. Lineage: Eukaryota; Fungi; Basidiomycota; Agaricomycetes; Cantharellales; Ceratobasidiaceae. Gene Ontology annotation, molecular function: Rab GDP-dissociation inhibitor activity. The record is from RefSeq and is a predicted model, not a curated record. Gene Ontology annotation, biological process: small GTPase-mediated signal transduction; protein transport; vesicle-mediated transport. Gene Ontology annotation, cellular component: cytoplasm. The coding region runs from base 1 to 1338 and encodes 445 amino acids.